AUGCUAACAAAAAUAUCGUCUGAUCCGAAGUAUUUGAUCAAUUGGCGGGAAGAGGAUUUGAAUUCGCAAACAGCUAAACAAAAUCCAAUAUGGCCCCUACUAGUUUUGAGUAAAUUAAAUUCAAUAAAAAGUCCUAUCCUGGGACUACAUGAAAACACUAUGUCCCUAAUUAACUGGCUAAGAUCCGAUUAUAAAAACCGGACAAACAUAAAAAAUUUUAAUUUAAUAUUGUCGGCCAGUGAGUUAGUUACGUUAGUACACCAAGUUGGCGACCACGAAAAAGCCUACCAAAUAUUCACUGAAUUAACCAAAGAAUAUGGAAAUAAUUUUGACUCAGUUACUUGUUCUAUGCUCAUUGAGGCUAUAUCAAAGACAUCAAAAUGGAUGGAUUGUUUUGAAUUAAUAAAAAACUUACAGUUAUUGGAUAAAAAGUUAAAUUAUAAACUAUUCACCCCAAUAUUAUCAGCUGCUUACAGAGAAAAUGAAAUGAGCAUCGUUCAGAAUUUAUUAGAAGAUUUAAAUGGUGUAGACCGAAUCCCGAGAAAAGAAUUUUUUGAAGAAAUCCUAAAAAACAAAGACACAAAUUACUUAUUUAAAAUAAUUAAAAAUUACAAAUGGGUUCUGGACGAAGAAUUAGUGGAAGUGAUUAGGGAAUUUUAUAAAAAAAAGAUAGAUGGCAGUGAUGUUCUUAUCACUGAUGUUAAAAUAUCUGGUUGUACCUGCCAGUCGUGUGGCACCAAAUUUCCAACAACUCAACAGCAGCUAACAGCAGAAAUUGAACUAAACACGCUGAGAGAAAAGUUUAAGGAAAGGGUUUUUAUUAAAAAUGAUGACAUCUUUCAGACCUCAAGUCCUGAGGAGAUGAAGAGUUUCAUAAAGUUUAUAGAGAGCCAAAUCAAGUAUGACGUGGUCAUAGAUGCCUUGAAUGUCUUUUAUCAACUUAAUAGUAACAGGUGGAUUGGAAAUAAAGAUUUCAUGCUGGCUCAGUUGAUCAUGCAUUUCUUAAAAGGCAGUCACAGUAACAACAGCUUUAAUAAUAAUAAUAAUAAUAACAAUAAUAACAAUAAUAUCUUGAUUAUAACACGUUGCCACAUGAGAAGACAGCUAAAACUCGCUACUGAUAUAUGCCGGCCCAGAUAUAAUGUUGACUGGUUCUAUAUUGAAAAUGAUCACUACAACAACAGCAGCACCACACCAGGCUCCUUUACCAUUACACCAUCCAGUUCACAGGACGAUUUAUACUCCAUAUAUGCCAGUCUGCACGGAAGUCCCAACUGCCUCCUAGUCACCAAAGAUCAACUUAGAGACCAUAGAUAUUUAUUCGGGGACAGAGAGUCGAAGUUAUUCCACCGAUGGCAGACGAGACAUCAGGUUGUUUUCUUAGGGGUGAAUAAGAAGUUCAGCAAGAGAUUUGAUAAUUUUAAAAAGGGCAUUCCAGAGGAUUUGUUUCUAUUCCAGAUGCCACUGGAGAUCGAGCCGGAGCUACACCAACACGGAAUUUUGGGAAGAACCAAUAACAACAAUAAUAAUAAUAACAAUAAUAAUAAUAACAAUAAUAAUAAUAAAGAUAAUAAUGAUGACGAUAAUAAUGAUUACGUCAUUCAUAUACCUUACACAAAGAAGGAAGUUAAUACUUAUAAAUUCAAUCAAAUUUACUGGCUCUGCAUUAGAAAAUCUUUUUGUGGGAAUGGAAGUAAUUUUGUGAAAUAAGGGUUUCGAGAAAAAAGAAUGUCGAAUUUAGUUUGUUUUUUGUUCAAUCAAUCAAUCAAUCAAUCAAUCGAUCAAUCAAUUAUCAAUCAAUUAGUUUAUAAAGAUGUUCAAGAGCGCUUCUCAGUGAAUUUUGCAAGCAGAUGGGUCUUGAGAUCCGCUCUGAACUUCGUAAGUGAUGGAGAAGUAGUCAGAGAAGUAUAGAGUAUAAAUAGAAGAGGGCCAAGAAUAAAACCCUAAAGUAAGGUACCCAAAAGUAAAAGUCUAAAAUGCAAAACUCAAUUCACAUACAAAAAAAAAACAAGAAAUAAAUUUGAGAAAAACAAUUACAUUUUCGAUUUUAUAAACCAAAAUAAAUAUAUUAUUAAAAAUUUGUAACUGAAAAACGUUGCAAAAAAUCUAGUCUAUAAAAAAAACAGGCUUUUACCAUCUUAACAAUCAUUUUUUAUUAUGAAGACAUAUUAAGUGUUUACCGUUCUGAAAAAAAAUAUUUUACCAGAUUGUAUAAUAAAAUAUUUAUAAAAAUUUAUUUCGAAAAUUUAAAACAAUUAUCCUCAAAUAAAAGUUUGUAAUCUACAGCGGUUUUCGAUUUUACUGUCAAAAUUGUCAAAGAAAUUAUCCAAAAACUUCAUUUAUCUGAAGAAAAUUGUCUUUCGAAAAUGUUAAAUAGUUAAAAAACCGCCAAAAAUUAUUUCUACAUUGAUAAUACUAUCUAUAGUUUACUUAAUAAGACAAGUAAAAAUAGCCAAUAAAGAGAUUCUUAUAACUUAUAAAUUAUGGCUCAAAACAAGUUGAAAAGUUCAUCUGUCUUAACAAUUUCUAACGCGAGUUUUCAUUCAUUCAUAUUCUCAUAAAAUAAUACUGAAAUUAUUCAAAGUAGUAAAAUUAUUCAAACAUGAUACUGAGAAUUGGAUCUAGAAUACUGAUGAAUUAACGCCAAAAAUAUCUUCUUAUGAUUAUAAUCAUUAUUUCAGUAAGCAUUAUUAAUAUUUAUUAAUUAUGAUUAUUAAUGUGUGUAGUGUGUGUGUUUAUGUGUGUGUGUUUAUGUGUGUGUGUGGAUUGUGUGUGGUCAAUUAAUGAUUGAUAAGACCGGUCAGUUGCGCUUUCGACUUAUUCCAAUUGGCACCAGUUAAUCUAAGCUGAGGGCAGUUUGGUAUUUCCGUCGCUAACAGAGGUAUUGUUGUGGUAUCUGCCGUUGUUUCUGUGGUAUUCGCCGACGGUUGUGUGGCAUUUGUUGUGGAUUUUGUUGUAUUUGUGUUGUUUUCGUUGCUGUUGUUGUUGUUGUUGUUGAUGUCAUCGCUGACAUUCUGGCAUGUCUGAGUGACGUCUGGGAAAAUGUUGUUGAUUGAUGUCGGUGACGAUGUCAUUGAGUUCGAGUAUAUGUGCUGCCGGGCUGGGGCCAAGUCGGCCAAACUUUGCAUGCAGCUGGUGAUGUUGCUGCUGUUGUUGUUGCUGCUGCUGCUGCUGUUUUUAGCCAGCAGUAGCUGCUGGCUAGUCUCGUUCAGCCAUUGGUUGAUAGCAGCCUCGUCCAUACCAGCUGGGCAUUUGUCCAGCAUUUUCAACUUCAUCAGCUGUUCAUUCAUCGAUGACGUCA
Molecule: messenger RNA, 3301 nt
Organism: Helobdella robusta
Lineage: Eukaryota; Metazoa; Annelida; Clitellata; Rhynchobdellida; Glossiphoniidae
Exons: 5
Coding region: 1-1710 (569 amino acids)
Biological process (GO): tRNA 5'-leader removal; mitochondrial tRNA 5'-end processing
Cellular component (GO): mitochondrial ribonuclease P complex
Molecular function (GO): protein binding; ribonuclease P activity
Source: RefSeq, a predicted model, not a curated record